This is a messenger RNA of Cydia fagiglandana, 2748 nucleotides long. RefSeq names its product transcription factor SPT20 homolog. The record is from RefSeq and is a predicted model, not a curated record. The transcript has 4 exons. Lineage: Eukaryota; Metazoa; Arthropoda; Insecta; Lepidoptera; Tortricidae. Bases 89 to 2425 code for a protein of 778 amino acids.
GACUUCAGAUCAAACUCUAAAUUUUGGUUGUAACAAAAAUUUAUCUUGUUUUUAAAUUUUCACCGCCGGUUUACCAUAAACGUUAGCAAUGGCUUUGGAUAAGCAGAAGAUAUUGAGUGAUUUAGGGAAUGUUGUGAAUCAACUGCAAAGUGCAGAUUGUGGUUGCAUGGGCAAAUUAUUCAACCAAGGUCAAGGGCAAGGGCAUAGACAAUGCAUGCCAUCUCAAGGCUACGGAGGCUGCUGCUGCCGCCGUGGCUACGGGCAUCCAUGCUGCGGGGAACCCUACACCAUGGGCGAAGGUAUGCCGGCUCAUGGCAGGCCGUGCAUGAGCUAUUGCAACGCCCCGAAACUUUACGCCGAUGGCUAUAAUUUUUUGAAUCAAAGUGUAAUGCAGCCCGUCAUCAAGGAGGUGUAUGAUGACCUUAAAAGUCUGAAUUCGGGCAAUACCGUCACAAAUAAUCCCCUAGGAACUCAGAUGGGCCUGCCGCCGGGUGUCCCAUCGCUUCCUGCCGAUGGUAAUAUGGCAAGCCCACAGAUGGCAAAUAUGAACGCAAAUUCCGGAGGUCAAAAUAUGGCCCAUGGUCACCCGAUGAUGCAGCAUAUGCAAGAUUACCAAAUGUCUGGUGGUCAUCAAAUGGCAGGUGGUCAUCAAAUGGCAGGUGCUCAUCAAAUGGCAGGGGGCCAUCAAAUGGCAGGAGGCCAACAAAUGGUCAGUGACCAGCAAAUGUCCGGUGGCCAGCCAAUGCCCGGAAAUGCCCAGGGCUUGGCAAAUUUCAAUAAAAUGUUCCCUGGAAUAACGCAAGGUGAAGGAGGCGGUCUGGGCUUUAAUCCAAUGGAAAUAGCCAUGCAGAUGAAUCCGGCACUAGCCAAGCAACAGCCCGGUAUGAACGCGCAGAGUCCUAUGCCAGGCACAGGUGGUGAAAUGAAUCAGUCAGCGAGUGUGAUGCAACCUGGAAUGAACGCUACAAACUUUGCUCAGGGCCAGGCAGCGCAAGGCUAUCAAGCUCAAUCAAAUCUUCCCAAUCAAGCAAUGUCAAACCAACAAUAUCCGAAUUUAGCAGCCGGCGCUCAACAGCCACAGCAAGUUUACGCCGCACAGAAUCAGCUACCUCCAAACUUCCCACCCCAGGGUAUGAAUCAAAACGCACACAUGGGAAGAAUGAAUGCAAAUCAAGGAGGCCAACGAGGUAGCUACGGUCAGCAUACACAAGGCAUCACCAAGUUUAAAGAAAUGUUUCCCGGCGUUAUGGAUGGCGAUGUCAACUUUGACCCCAUGGAGAUUGCUAUUCAAAUGAAUCCAGCUAAUAAACAAGCGGCUGCUAUGAGUUCCAUGCAAAAACUUAUGUCUGCCAAGCCUCUUGAGCCUAAUUCGGCUGUUAUGAAGCCAGUCAUGGCUGGUAUGAAUGCAGUUAAUGCUAACUUAGCUCCAAACCAGGCAGCGCCAGGCACUCCGGCGCAGCUCCAACCAGACCAAGCAACAGGUCAAGUACCACCAGAACAACAACAGUACAGUGGACAACACGUAACCCAGCAACAGUAUACUACAGAUCAAGUACCACCUAAUCAACAGCAAUACUCUACUAAUCAAGUACCACCGAACCAACAGUAUGCUGAUAAUCCAGCCUCUAUCAAUCAACCAAACCAGCUGCAACCGCCGCAACAGGUAUACACCGCCCAUACAGACAAUCAAGGUUACCAGCAAGUGCCACAGCAAGAUACUCAGAAUUACCAAGGAAUAGAAACGCCAGAACCAAUGUCUCAAGGAUAUCCUAACCAGGCACCUGGAGGCAGAGUAUAUGAAAGGGAACCGAUACUUCCUGCAGAUAAUUCGAGAUAUAACACAUUAGGGCAGCCAGUACAACUGUUACCGACGAAGAACUACCGCAUGCCUGAAACUAAUUUACCGCAAACCUUGUCUCCUCAAAAAGUUUCUUCAAAAUUAAGAAUGAAUAAUAACGUGAAAUCGACCAUUAGUAAAACUUCACUCUAUGCAAGGCAAGCAGGACAAAGAACUCCAAGCAGGGCUCAGUUGCAGCAAGUAUACAACCAGUAUAAGGGAUCCCAGUCUUACACUAAUCAGAACAUUCCGAACAGGGAUCCUAGAGGACAGACGACCUCGGAUGGCCGGUUGACAGGCGUCACAGGCGCGCCGCCAGUGGAGAGGAGUCAGAUCCCCGUAGAGAGAGUCGGAGGAGACACGAUUGCGAACAAUCAAGCUUACAACGAGACUGUAAAAGGUCAUGUCGUUGGUCAAGUUGGAGACGUUUCUAAUAAGCCUGCUCCAGGUUCAAGCAAUGUUGACUUGGUACCGACGAAGAGCGGCAAAUUGAGGAACGGGCUCCAAGACAUGGUGUUCACUUCAUACCCUCAUUCUACUGCUUGGUCGUUCCACGGACGCAGCGACCAGCUUCCUGCGCAGAGAUAACCUCUGAGAGCUUAGGUCCCCAUCCUAGAGGGCCUACCGACCGCUAACCACUUAGUUUGUUCUAUCGUCUAUUUGCCUUUCUCACUCGAUAUGUAAGAGUAAUAGAGAGGCAAAAUUAGCGAAGUUCCGAUUUUUGCGGCAGGCGCUCAGACUUAAUGUGCUAGUGCGCGUCGAUUGUGAAAGUUAUUGUUGAUGUUAAAUGGUGAACUGGUGGCCAAUUCUGGUAUAUUUAUUUUGUGAAUUUUGUGGACUGAAAAUAUCAAAAAAAACGCAUUGUCUAAAUAAUAAUUUAAAAUCUCAUAAAUAAAGUAAUCGUCGUCGUA